AAAUGUGGGAGGGAAUGAGGGAGGCAGGAGAAGAAAGAGAAAGAUUGACCAGAGACCUCAUCUAGCAGGCACACUUCCUUACUCAGUCACUCUCUCCUCUCCCGGUCUGGGACGUGUAGGACAGCUGUGUCUGUAGCUUUCUAUCAGACAUGAUGCAUCGCAUCUUCCUCAUCUGCUUGAGUUCUCUGCUCCUCCUCCUCUUCCUCUCCUCCUCCGCGCUUUCGGAACCCCGCCGAUGGUCGUCAUCCUCACCACGCAGCAGGACCGCGCGCGCUCCGGUUUCCAAGGUGCGCCUGGCGGGAAACUUCGCCCGGGGACUGAACGAGGGUCGCGUGGAAGUGCUUCACAACAGCACGUGGGGGACGGUGUGUGAUGACGAAGUGGAUAUCAAACUAGCCAAAGUCGUCUGCCGCGAGCUGGGCUUUCAGACCGGCAUCACGUGGGCGCACAGUGCCAAAUAUGGAGAGGGUGAUGGUCCUAUCUGGAUGGACAACGUGCGUUGUGACGGCACAGAGAAGACUGUGAAAGACUGUAAACAUAACGGCUGGGGUGUCAAUGAUUGCAAGCACUCUGAGGACCUUGGCGUGGUCUGCAGUCCGGAGCGACGACUGGACCAGGUCACGGGGUCACGUAAUGGUCAGGCAGUGGCCCAGCGUCCGGAUGUCAGCAUCUCGCCCCAGUGGCAAAGCAUCCUGGCCAGCCGCAGUAACCCCCGACAGGCCCAUCAUGGGAACGGACACCCUCCAGAGAGGCCCAGCCAAAGACAGCACCACUACAACCCGUAUUCCAGCAAGGUGCGUAUCCAGGAGGUGCGUCUGCGGCCCAUCCUGAUGCACACUAAGAAGCGGGCCCUGAUCACUGAGGGCGUGGUGGAAGUGAAGCAUGCUGGGAGAUGGAGGCAGGUGUGUGACCUGGGCUGGAACCUCAACAGCAGCAGAGUGGUGUGUGGAAUGCUGGGGUUCCCUGAGGCAGAACUACACAACGAAAGACCAUACAAGAAAAUCUGGGACACCAAGCUUGCUGAUCCAUCCACAAAGCUGAGCCUCAUGGCUAGUAAGAAAAGUUACUGGGUAGAGAAGGUUCACUGCCUGGGGUCAGAGACCAGCCUAUCAGAGUGUCACACUAAGCUGUCCAUCCCACUUAACCCCUCCCCCUGUAAGAGUGGGAGACACGCUGUGGCGAGGUGUGUACUGGGACCACAGUUUGCGCUCAUGUCAUCUGGAAGACCCCAAGCACCCCACCCAAUUGUACCGGUGCGUCUGAAGGCUGGCCCCAGGCUGGGCGAGGGCCGUGUGGAGGUGUUGAAAGAGGGGAAGUGGGGUACCAUCGUAGACCACCUGUGGGACCUCAACUCAGCCAGCGUGGUGUGCAGGGAGCUGGGCUUCGGAACUGCCAAGGAGGCCCUCACUGGAGCUCACAUGGGACAAGGUACUGGUCCUAUCCAUAUUAACAGUGUCCAGUGUUUGGGGACAGAGAAGUCUAUCCUAGAAUGUAACUUCCAGGAUGCCCCUCUAUGGACGUUCAAACACACCCAGGACGCCUCAGUACGCUGCAACGUCCCCAAGCUUGGCCUGGACAGCAUGGUGCGGUUGGCGGGAGGCAGGGAGCCAGGUGAGGGCCGUGUGGAGGUACUGAUGGAUGUAGGGGGUCGUAAGAGAUGGGGGUCAGUCUGCAGUGAGAACUGGGGGAUCAACGAAGCCAUGGUGGUCUGUCGACAGCUGGGUCUGGGGUUCGCAUCCCGAGCACACCAGGAGACAUGGUAUUGGGCUGGGGAUCCUAACGCAGCAGAGUUGGUGUUGAGUGGAACCCACUGUGUCGGAAAUGAGCUGUCAAUCCAACAGUGUCGCCGUAACAACCACAUCCACUGUCCCCGGGGUGGCGGGGCUAAGGCUGCAGGGGUCACCUGUUCAGAGACUGCCCCUGACCUGGUACUAGAUGCCCAACUGGUUCAGGAGACAGCCUACCUGGAGGACCGACCACUACACCUGCUGACCUGUGCCAACGAGGAGAACUGUCUGUCGUCUUCCGCUGCCAGAAUGAACUGGCCCUAUGGACACCGCCGCCUGCUACGAUUCUCCUCCAGGAUCAUGAACAUGGGACGGGCCGACUUCAGACCUAGGGCUACCAGGGAGUCUUGGACCUGGCAUGCGUGUCACAGGCACUACCACAGCAUUGAGGUGUUCACCCACUAUGACCUGCUGACUCUGAAUGGGACCAGGAUAGCAGAGGGACACAAGGCCAGCUUCUGUCUGGAGGAUACAUACUGCCCUGAAGGUCUGCAUAAGCGUUUCUCCUGCUACAACAUGGGCGACCAGGGCAUCUCAGUGGGCUGCUGGGAUACGUACCGCCACGACAUCGACUGUCAGUGGAUUGACAUCACCGAUGUCAAGCCUGGAGACUACAUAUUCCAGGUGGAAGUCAACCCCUCGUUAGACAUGGCUGAGUCAGACUUCCAGAACAACGUGAUGAGAUGUCGAUGCAAAUACGACGGACACAGAGCGUACAUGUAUGGAUGUCACGCAGGUGAUGCGUACAGUGCAGAGAUUGAGGACCUGUUUGAUCACCAAAGGCAGAUCUCCAAUAACUUUGUCUAGGCCCAUCCAGGGCCCAGCGUUGGCCCAGGCUGGUGCCCAGCAAAGAGGGCUCAGAGCUGGAGCCAAAACUGCUCAGGGUGCCCUGGGGUCUGGAGGUCUGGUGGGUCGUGGGAUCCUGCCCCACAACACUAGGGGACUCACAAAAUGGCACCUGUCCACUGCCCUUACCUGCUGUGGACUACACUACCCAGAAUAAACCACAACUAGGAGACCAUUACCCUGACUAUAGCUUUCGACCCCAACAGCCAAUAGAAACUGAGAGCAGGACAGAUGUCACCAGGGAAACCAAAUGAUUUCAGUUAACAAUGGAGGGUUACAAUGAUAUGGAUUCAAUCAAGGUUUAGGUAUUUUGUUAGUUUAUGAAUGUGGACUACUAGUAACUUAGCUACUCAAAAUUUCUGUGAAUUAAUUCAUUUCAAUUAAAGUUGAAAUUAUAAUUGUACAUCUAA
Molecule: messenger RNA, 3043 nt
Organism: Oncorhynchus tshawytscha (Chinook salmon)
Lineage: Eukaryota; Metazoa; Chordata; Actinopteri; Salmoniformes; Salmonidae
Product: lysyl oxidase homolog 4-like
Exons: 15
Coding region: 150-2594 (814 amino acids)
Biological process (GO): peptidyl-lysine oxidation
Cellular component (GO): membrane
Molecular function (GO): protein-lysine 6-oxidase activity; copper ion binding
Source: RefSeq, a predicted model, not a curated record